Trichogramma pretiosum is the source of this 2909-nucleotide messenger RNA. RefSeq names its product defective pharyngeal development protein 4-like. Lineage: Eukaryota; Metazoa; Arthropoda; Insecta; Hymenoptera; Trichogrammatidae. Gene Ontology annotation, cellular component: nucleus. The record is from RefSeq and is a predicted model, not a curated record. Gene Ontology annotation, molecular function: cis-regulatory region sequence-specific DNA binding; DNA-binding transcription factor activity. The coding region runs from base 83 to 2026 and encodes 647 amino acids. Gene Ontology annotation, biological process: regulation of DNA-templated transcription. The transcript is spliced from 6 exons.
CCAAACAAAGUCGGCGCAAGUGCAGCGCGAGGAGAAAAGAAGAAGAAGAAAAGAAUCGGGAAAGGAAGAGAGCAGUUUCGCCAUGAUCGGGCCAUCGUCGGGCAACGAGCAGACGUCGCAAGCCCCGUCGGCCGACGACAUCGAGCAGCAUCUGCAACAGAAGCGCCGCAUACUCGACGAGCUCGACAUCGACAAGCUCUGCGGCGAGGUUUGCACCGGUCUUCAUCCACACCAUCAUCAUCGACAGCAGCACAAGAGACUUCGACUUCAGCAACAGCAACAGCAACAGCAACAACAACAACAACAGCAGCAGCAGCAUGAAAACCACUACGAUCCCGAAUCAGCGUCAUUUUUACUCGAACACGAUCCCGCAACGGUACUGGAAUUGAGCGGAGCCGCGAUUUACUUCAACGACAGCGAGAACAAUCAACAGCAAGAACAGGGCAUCGACGACGAGUUAUCCUUGACUAGGUUGGAGGUCCUCGUCGUCGAUGGAACGUGGGACGAGGCACUCGAGAGCUUGCAAGCAGCGGGGCCGCAAUCUCUCACGGAAUCCCAGAACGAGCGACACGACGUUCAGAGCUUACAUAACGUCGACUUUGAAAAUUCCUACUGGACUUCGGUCGAGCCAGUGGAACAUUUGCACGAGCAGCAGCAGCAGCAGCAGCAGCAUACAGAAGAAAGUCAGCACGAAGCGACGCAAGAGCGCCAAUCGAGCGCGCUAACGUUAACGCAGCCCGAGAGCAGAGCAAAGACCAUGUCAAAAUGUCUGGAGAGCGCGAGACAGACGCUGCAGCGAAAUCCGGCCAACAAUUUCGUGGCUCAAACGCAUCAGCAGGCCACGACGAAUUUUCCCUCGGUCAAUUACGAGGACCAAGAAAAUGGCAACUUGUCCUGGUUGCUGGACUUUAAGCUCGACUCGUUUAUCGAUCCACCGGAGCACAGGACGACCGACUCUUUCGCUAAGAAUCCUCAAGGCAAGCCGUCGGCAAGAUUCAAUGCUCACAUCGGCGGUGGCAGGACUUUGGGCAACCAAUCGUACUCGCUCGCUGCCGACUCGACUGGCAAGAAAACGUGCAAUAACAACGUCGAAGCUGCGUUGCAAUACGACAGCGUUUCGUUCGUCAGUUCGCAGCAGCAGCAGCAGCAGCAUCAGAGCCAGCUCAACUACGGCAACUCGGCGGACAAUCGAAAUCGUAGUUCGGGCCCGAAAAAGCCUCCGUUCACCUACACCGAGCUCAUCGAACACGCCUUGCAGGAGCGAGGCGAGCUCACCGUUUCGGCCAUUUAUCAGUGGAUCUCAGAACACUUUCCCUACUACAAGAGCAACGACGAUCGCUGGAAAAAUUCGGUGCGGCACAAUCUGUCGAUAAAUCCUCACUUUCGCAAGGGCUCGAAAGCUCCCCACGGCGCAGGCCAUUUGUGGGCGAUCGCCAGUCAGGACGAGUCGAAACCUCGGCAGCUCUUCAACAUCGCCACCAUCAGGCAGGCUCUGGCCAACGAAGAGGCCAACAUCAGAGCAGAGUCCAACGCCUCUAGUACAAAACGGCGCAACUUGAACGAGAGGCCGGAAACUCGAUGCCCCAUCGACGAGGUCGCUGCCGCCACGGCGAGCAUCGCCCAAGCCGUCGAGGAGGAGCCGAUCAUCGACUCGGUCUCCUUGGAGCACUGCGCAGAGCAGAUUCUCAGUGGCAUCAAAAAGGAAGUCGAGGUGCAGUACCUCGUCCCGAUGCCGCUUCCCAACGGCCAAAUACGCCAACAGUGCCAGCCGAGCGUCCUGACGCAAGAGCAGCCCCCCAUCGUCUCGAUGAAAGAGACCGACUUUUUGAAUCCGGUUUCCAAGGAAGUCGUGGCCGAAGAGUGUGGCCUCCUGGGUGGAGGCUACCUCGUCACGGACCUCAAUCCGUCCUCCUUGGGCCUGAAUAUGAGCGAGUCCGAGGUCGUCUCUACGGACAAUUUGUUCGGCGAGGAGCUGAGCUUUCAAUUCUACGAGUUUACUUCGUCGACCCAGAUCCAGUCGGCCUGACAUCAGCAUCGCGAUCAUCAACAAGUCGGAAAUAUUCACGUCAUACUUGUUGAUGAGCCAGCCAAUGCCGACGACUCUGCCGUGGCGUCCGAUCAACCCCAUUAUUGCUCGGAUCCCUCGGCUACUUCUUUUUCAUCGCUACUCGGUGACUUUUCCUACUCAUAGGCGAUCGCGCGGACACCCGCUGCUUCGAUUCGCACAGCGGCCAGUUCGUACGCCUAAGCUCGACUACCAUCUCUUAAGACCGUCUUAAUUAUAUUAUAAUUCUUAGAAUUCUCCUAAUAUUGUAAUGUGUAAUUCGUAUCACGUACCGAGACAAGGUCGAAAAUUCCUGUUUGCUGCAUACAAAUGUCUCAGAGUCAAACUGUACCGAUUUUUUGUUGUAGAAUAAAGUCAUUUUUACUAUAUACUUUUAACCAUUUUUGUAAUCAAGUAUAAUUGGUAUCGACUAUAUUCUACAACAAGACCGCCGCACUCAAUGACUCUGCAACAACUUUUCCACAAAACAUAACAAUAUUAAUUGUAGGCUUUUUCUCUGGGUAUGUGUACUGAUAAGAAUCAUGACUUUCCUAGUCUACGCAGAGUGUAAUCGUGGCCAGUCUCUCUUUUUUAUAUUAGCUGUUAGCAUCGUAAUAUGGUCAGGAAUUGACAUUUUUCCAAUUAUAUUUUCUUUUACACUAGUGUUUUAAUUUUAGUUAAAUGAAUGUUACUCUUAUCAAAAACAAAAACAUUUCUAUUUUAUAAGAAAAAAACUGUGUAUUGUGCUUUUUACCUAGUAUUACUAUCAGAAUGUACGUACUUAUAGAAAUAAAUAUUAGGGAACAUGCUAAACAAAUGAGAAAUUAUAUUUUUCAUGAAGGAAUUCAUUCAAAAUACUUACAAA